AUGCGGAUUAUUAACGAUGAUGAUGACGUCAAGCUAUCAAAGAUCCUCAUCAGUGAAAGUCAGCGUAUUACUGAGGAGGAAAAAAAACUACGACCCCAGGCACUAGAGACACCACAAGAAACCAUGAUGUUGCUUGCACCGUUGCCCUUCUCGUCCCUAAACCAGUCCGUAGCCCCCGGCUGCCCCAGGAGCAAUACCCAAAUCGUCUCAAACCGCUACUCCUUAACCCGUCAGCCAUGCCCAACUCUUGCCACAACCGCCAUGCCCUACUCACCCCUACCGCAACCUUACCCCUACCCUUACCCCGCCCCUUCGCCCCGCCACCUCUUGCCCCCUCAACCCCUGCCCCUGCCCCUACCCCGCCGCGUGUGGUGGAGCUGGGGGUCGCUGCCUGCCCCUGCGAUCCCUCCCCGUCUCGCCGUGCACUGCGCCGUCGUCGUCGGCUCGCCGUCGCUAUCAGCCGCGCCAUCCCCCUUUCCCAACACAAAAACGCCUAUCAGAUAA
Messenger RNA from Penaeus indicus, 504 nucleotides. RefSeq lists its product as uncharacterized. The record is from RefSeq and is a predicted model, not a curated record. The transcript has 4 exons. The coding region runs from base 1 to 504 and encodes 167 amino acids. NCBI's taxonomy places the organism in Eukaryota, Metazoa, Arthropoda, Malacostraca, Decapoda, Penaeidae.